Stegodyphus dumicola is the source of this 507-nucleotide messenger RNA. RefSeq lists its product as uncharacterized. The record is from RefSeq and is a predicted model, not a curated record. Lineage: Eukaryota; Metazoa; Arthropoda; Arachnida; Araneae; Eresidae.
AUGGGUAAAGUACCUCAAUCCGAACAUCAGCACAAUGUAAAUAUGACUAUAGUUUCUAUGUUAUCUCAAGAAGACCUGCCUAUUUCAUCGUUGUGGGACUUAGAAUUAUUGGGUAUCCGAGAUCCUGUUGAACAAAAAACUAAAGAAGAGUCAAGAAGAGCUAUUAUGGUUCAUUUCCAAGAAACAGUUCGUCAAUUAGAAAAUGGUAGAUACGAGGUUGAUAUGCCUUGGAAGAUUGAGCAUGCAGUCUUACCUGACAAUUAUGACCUAUCUUUGAAAAGACUCGAAUCUACUACGAAGAAGUUGGAAAAAAUCGGAUAUCGUGAAAGGUAUCAUGAAGUCUUUAAUGAAUGGCUGCAGGAAGGAGUGAUUGAAGAAGUUCCCCAAAAGGAGUUGUCUUUACCCGUUGUUCAUUACCUCCCACAUCGUCCAGUCAUUAAGGAAACGUCCUCACUAUCUUCCAUGAAAAUUAGACCCGUUUUUGAUGCUUCGGCAAAGCUUUCCUAA